AUGUCAAUACCUCAAGAUUUGAAAAAUACAACAAGUACCACCACCACCACUACCACCACCACUACCAAACGUUCAAGGGUUAGUAGAGGAGGAAGUAAACAAAAUACAACGUCACGUCGAGGAGGAGAAAGAGGUAAAGGUUAUAAGAAAAAUAUCAAUCUUGAUGAAAAUUCUCAAUCCAAUCAACAAGUUGAAGAAAUACCAGAAGAUGAACAAUGUAUAAUAUGUGCUGAAAGGAUUAAAUAUGCUGCAUUAACACCAUGUAAUCAUACCACAUGUCAUAAAUGUACAUUUCGACAACGUAGUUUAUAUGAAAAAACCACUUGUUUAAUAUGUCGAAGUGAAAAUGAUAAAAUUAUUAUUACUGAAUUAAUAAAUAAAAAUUAUGAUGAAAUUUUUGAUAAUGAUAUAAUUGGAUUUAAUGAAAAAUAUAAAAUUAAAUUUACUAAAGAUUAUAUUGAAAAAGAUACAUUAUCUUUAUUAAAAAAUACUUGUUCUAUUUGUCAAGAAACUUUUUCAGAAUUUAAAUUAUUAAUUGAUCAUGGUAAAGAAAUUCAUGGGAAAUAUUAUUGUUUAAUUUGUUGUAAAUUUAAAAAAGUUUUCAAACCAGAAUUACCUUUAUAUACUUAUAAACAAUUACAAAGACAUCAAAUUGAUGGAGAUGGAGAUGGAAAUGGAAAUGAAACAGGAUUUACUGGACAUCCAGAAUGUAAACAUUGUCAUGGGAAAAGAUUUUAUUCUGAAGAUGAAUUAAAUGUUCAUAUUAGAGAUCGUCAUGAACGUUGUUAUAUAUGUGAUCAAAAUAAUCCUAAAACUGCUGAUUAUUAUAAAAAUUAUGAUACAUUAUAUAUUCAUUUUACAAAAGUUCAUUAUGUUUGUACUGUUGCUAGUUGUAUUGAAAAAAGAUUUGUGGUAUUUAGAGAUGAUUUAGAUUUAACAGCUCAUAUGUUGAAAGAACAUGGUGGAAUCACUAGGAAUGGCAAUACUAAUAAUAAUAAUCGAGUAAUUAUUGGUUCAAAUUCUCAUCAUUUUUCUCAAUUAUCAACUUUUAAUGAAGGAAAUUCUCGUCGUAAUCGUGAUCGUAAUCGUGAUCGUGAUCAUGGUUCGGCAAUUGGAUGGAUGGGUGAAGAUGAUGAAAUAUUACAACAAUCACCUGAAAUUAAAAAGAAAAGAUUUGAAGAACGAGCUAAACAUUAUUUGAAUUAUAAUCAAAUUAAAAUUAAAGAAUUCCAUUCUUUAAAUAAUAAUUUCAAAAAUAAAAAUAUUAAUGCUAAUGAAUUAUUAUUAAUUUAUAAACGUGAUUUAUUUAUUCAUCAAACUCAAGAAGAAUUGAAUAUUUUAAUAAAAGAAUUUCUGGAAUUUUUCCCCAAUAAUUCAGAAUUAUAUAAAGAUUUAAUUUCUAUUAUCAAAGAUAAUAAUAAUAAUAAUAAUAAUAAUAAUAUAUUUGAAUUUGAUUCUAAUACUCCACAUUAUGAACAAUUUCCAAUUUUAGGAGGAAUGAAAGCUAAUAGUAAUAUUAUGAAUUCAAAUUGGGUGAAUACUCGUAAUGGUUCAUCAUCACCAUCAUCAUCAUCAUCAACUACUACUACUAUUAAUGAGAAAUUUCCUGCUUUAUCUAAACCAACUAAAAAAAAUUAUGUCAAUCCUAAUAAUCAACCAAUUAAAUAUACUACAGUUUUAAAACCACAACCGAAUAAGAAAAAGACUGUUUUAAAUAUAUCUCAAUCAUCAAAUGAUUAUAUACCAAAUUAUCUCAACAAUAUCAAUAAAGCUUCUUCGUUUUCAUCAUCAUCAAUGCCAAUAUUAGGCAAUAGCAAUAGCAAUAGCAUUAAUAGUGGUGGAGGUGGAUCUAGUAAUAGUUCUUCUCUUGUAUCAUCAAGAAAUAAUUCUAGUACAACAUUAGAUGAUAAAAAAUUUCCUACAUUACAAAAGAAACAAACUAAAAAAAUUAUAAUACCAAGAGUUAAUCAAAUUAAAGUUAUUGAUCCUAAUACAUGGGGGAAACAACAAUUUCAAUCUAUUAAAAAAUCAACAAAUAUUAAUAAUGAAGUUGAUAAUGGUAAUGGGAUUGAAAUAAUUGAUAAAAGAAAACAAAAAAUGAAAAGGAAACAAGAUAAAUUGUUAUUUAGUAAUGCAAUUUAA
Messenger RNA from Candida dubliniensis CD36, 2142 nucleotides. Its product is annotated as E3 ubiquitin-protein ligase. Gene Ontology annotation, biological process: protein ubiquitination; rescue of stalled cytosolic ribosome. The coding region runs from base 1 to 2142 and encodes 713 amino acids. The record is from RefSeq and is a predicted model, not a curated record. Gene Ontology annotation, molecular function: ubiquitin protein ligase activity; ribosome binding. NCBI's taxonomy places the organism in Eukaryota, Fungi, Ascomycota, Pichiomycetes, Serinales, Debaryomycetaceae. The transcript has a single exon.